Molecule: messenger RNA, 1710 nt
Organism: Nematolebias whitei (Rio pearlfish)
Lineage: Eukaryota; Metazoa; Chordata; Actinopteri; Cyprinodontiformes; Rivulidae
Gene: pard6b
Product: par-6 partitioning defective 6 homolog beta (C. elegans)
Exons: 3
Coding region: 306-1508 (400 amino acids)
Biological process (GO): establishment or maintenance of cell polarity; regulation of cellular localization; centrosome cycle
Cellular component (GO): nucleus; apical plasma membrane; cell cortex
Molecular function (GO): protein kinase C binding
Source: RefSeq, a predicted model, not a curated record
AGAAAGUCAGAGUCUUUUAUUUUGAAGGGCCCAGCUCACCCCGCACGGAGCGGACCGAGCUGAGCCCAAUCAGUCCAGUCCAGCAGAGACAGCGCCGAGCGGUGUCGGAACUCCGAAUAUGACAGGAGAUAAGUUCACGAGCUGAUCCCGGCUGGUCGACAGCCGCUGUCCCGGGUCUUAGAGACGCCACGAGCUCUCGGGACAGUCCGUGUCCCCGGACGAACAACUCUCGGCUCGGAUACACGGCGGCAGGAGCAGGGCGGUGUGUGCGGGGGCUCUGGCGGCGGUCCCGCCGCUAGCGAAACAUGAACAAAACCCACCGAGUGCCGAGCAGCCAUUCUCUGAGUACCGUGGAGGUGAAGAGCAAGUUUGGUGCAGAGUUUCGUCGGUUCUCUCUGGAUCGGUCGAAGCCUGGUCGUUUUGAUGAAUUCUACGGCCUGCUGCAACACGUGCAUCGCAUCCCCAACGUGGAGCUGUUGGUGGCCUACGCCGACGUUCACGGCGACCUGCUGCCCAUCAACAAUGACGACAACUACUGCAAGGCGAUCUCCACCGCUAACCCUCUGCUCAGGCUCUUCCUGCAGAGGAAAGAGGAAGCUGACUACACAACGCUGGGAACAGAUUCGAUGACCAGAAAGAAGAACACAGUCCUUUCAGCGGUUCUUCUGCGGCCUGACACCAACAAGAAAAAACCUCCGGUGAUCAUUAGCCUCCCGAAAGACUUCCGUCCUGUAUCCUCCAUCAUCGACGUGGACAUCCUUCCAGAGACGCACAGACGCGUCCGUCUGUACAAACACGGCCAAGAAAAGCCUUUGGGAUUUUACAUCCGCGAUGGCUCGAGCGUACGGGUCACUCCGCAGGGCCUGGAGAAGGUCCCGGGUAUCUUUAUCUCACGUUUGGUGCCUGGUGGUUUGGCCGAGAGCACCGGCCUGCUGGCGGUUAACGACGAGGUGCUGGAGGUGAACGGUAUCGAGGUGGCUGGCAAGUCUCUGGACCAGGUGACGGACAUGAUGAUCGCCAACAGCCACAACCUCAUCAUCACCGUGAAGCCUGCCAAUCAGCGGAACAACAUCGUGCGGAGUGGAGGAGGAGGCGGCGGCACUGCGUCUGGCAGUUCAGGACGAUCAUCGGACAGUGGCGCCAGCUACUACGGUUACUCAUCACACAGCGUCCCGGCCUCUGUACCGUCGCACAUCAUCCAGAACUUCCCCGUCGGGGAGCUGGAAAGCGACGAAGAAGAUGAGGACCUGGUGAUCGAGGCAGGAGGCGAAGCCGAGGCCAUCAGACACGCCCCCUCCAACUACAGCGUACCCCCCGUGCCUCGCUACGAACCACACCUCAACCUCCGCACCAACUCCAGCUCGCCCUACAGUUUUCACGCCAACGGGACCCUGCCUGGCAGCAGCGGAUCACUAAACAGCACUCAUGCCAAUUCGACCACACCGUCACCAGACAGAGCGAAGGAGAGGCGGAGCCUGGAGGAGGAAGGCACGGUCAUUACGCUGUAGGCGGAGCUUUUUACAUGCUAAUCACUGGAAAACAAAGACGCACGUACUCGGACGCUUCCACGCUCUGCAGGAGGCGGCGGGGGAGCCGUGGACCAGCACUUCAGUCUCGUCGUACUGCGACUGCCCCUGAGAAGCACAUGUUUGUUACAUCUAAGCAUUACAGUGAUGCUGCACAUAACACUGCGUUCUACGCUUCUCUACA